This is a messenger RNA of Podospora anserina S mat+, 2322 nucleotides long. RefSeq lists its product as uncharacterized. NCBI's taxonomy places the organism in Eukaryota, Fungi, Ascomycota, Sordariomycetes, Sordariales, Podosporaceae. The record is from RefSeq and is a predicted model, not a curated record. Gene Ontology annotation, molecular function: dolichyl-phosphate-mannose-protein mannosyltransferase activity. Gene Ontology annotation, biological process: protein O-linked glycosylation via mannose. The transcript has 3 exons. Gene Ontology annotation, cellular component: endoplasmic reticulum; membrane. The coding region runs from base 1 to 2322 and encodes 773 amino acids.
AUGGCUACAACAGCCCCCCAGGGCACCUUGCGCCAGCGUAGCGUAGCUGGUAGCAAGAAGAACAAAGAUGGCGCCUCCUCCGAUGUUGAGCUCGACAAGCUCGUCAAGGCCGCCAACCAGCGCCCAAAGGCUGUCUCGGAGAACGAUCACAGGAUCGCCUUCUUCAUCAUCACCAUCCUGGCCUUCAUCACCAGAUUCUGGGGCAUUAGUCACCCCAACGAGGUUGUUUUUGACGAAGUACACUUCGGAAAGUUCGCCUCGUACUAUCUCGAAAAGACCUACUUCUUCGACGUGCACCCUCCGUUCGGCAAGCUCCUCUUUGCCUUUGUUGGCUGGCUGGUUGGCUUCGAUGGCCACUUUCACUUCGAGAACAUUGGCGACUCCUACAUUGCGAACAAGGUUCCCUACGUGGCCUUCCGCUCCCUCCCUGCCCUCCUUGGCGCCUUGACCGUCUCGGUGGUAUACCUUAUCAUGUGGGAGUCUGGGUACAGCCUUCCCGCCUGCAUUCUUGCCGCUGGCUUGGUUCUGCUCGACAACGCCCAUAUUGGCCAAACACGCCUGAUUCUUCUCGAUGCCACCCUCGUGUUUGCCAUGGCCUGCAGCUUGCUCUGCUAUAUCAAGUUCUACAAGUUGCGCCAUGAGCCCUUCUCAAGGAAGUGGUGGAAGUGGCUGAUCCUCACUGGAUUUGCCCUUUCCUGCGAUAUCUCGACCAAAUACGUUGGUCUUUUCGCCUUCAUCACCAUUGGUUCUGCUGUUGUCAUUGAGCUUUGGGACUUGCUGGAUAUUAAGAGGCCUGGUGGAGCUCUGACCUUGGCUCAGUUCGGCAAGCACUUUGCUGCUAGAGCUUUCGGCUUGAUCUUCCUGCCCUUCCUCUUUUACCUCUUCUGGUUCCAGGUUCACUUCACCAUUCUCACCCGCUCCGGCCCCGGUGAUGAUUUCAUGACCCCCGAGUUCCAGGAGACCCUGAGCGACAACAUCAUGCUCAGCAACGCCAUCACCAUUGACUAUUACGACACCAUCUCUAUCAAGCACAAGGAGACCAAGGCUUACCUUCACAGCCACCCGGAGCGUUAUCCUCUGCGGUAUGACGAUGGUCGUGUUUCCAGCCAGGGUCAGCAGGUCACUGGUUACCCAUUCAAUGACACCAACAACUAUUGGCAGAUUCUCCCCGCUGGUGCCGAUGACAAGCAGCUCAAUCGUCACAUCAAGAAUCACGACCUCAUCAGACUCCGUCACGUUGUUACCGACACCAUUCUCUUGUCCCACGACGUUGCCUCGCCAUACUUCCCUACCAACCAGGAGUUCACCACAGUCUCACUUGCGGACGCCUAUGGUGACAGGGCUGCUGACACUCUCUUCGAAGUACGCAUUGAGCAUGGCAAACCUAACCAGGAAUGGAAGACUAUCUCGGGCCACUUCAAGCUGAUCCACAACCCAAGCAAGGUUGCCAUGUGGACUCACACCAAGCCUCUUCCCGAAUGGGCUUUCAAGCAGCAAGAAAUCAACGGCAACAAGCAAAUCGCACCAAGUUCCAAUGUCUGGCUUGUUGAGGACAUUUCUUCUCUGCCCGCCAACCACCCGCGCCGCGCCAAGGUAGCAAAGAAGGUCAAGACUUUGCCCUUCUUGCGCAAGUGGUUUGAGCUGCAAAGGUCCAUGUUCUGGCACAACAACCAGCUGACGGCCAGCCACCCCUACGCUUCGCUUCCCUACUCUUGGCCCUUCCUGCUCCGCGGUGUCAGCUUCUGGACACAGAAUGAUACUCGUCAGCAAAUCUACUUCCUUGGCAACCCAAUCGGUUGGUGGAUUGCCAGCAGUGUCCUGGCCAUCUAUGCCGGCAUCAUCUUGGCCGACCAGUUCUCACUGCGCCGUGGCAUGGAUGCUUUGGAUCACCGUUCUCGCUCCCGCCUGUACAACUCCACGGGCUUCUUCUUCCUUGCCUGGGCUACCCAUUACUUCCCCUUUUAUGUCAUGGGUCGUCAGCUCUUCCUUCAUCACUAUCUCCCCGCACAUCUAGCAUCUGCCCUUGUCACGGGUGCGCUGGUUGAGUUCAUCUUCAGCCAGGACGCCGUGGAGCACGAGGUGGCCCAUCAAGCCGCUAAGGCCGGCAAGAAGAGCCAGACUCCUAAGCACCACUUGACGGCCCGCGAGCGUUUUGCCGGCCAGAGUUUGUUCGGGUCAUGGGUUGCCACCGGUGUCAUUCUCACCUUGGUUGCCGCGGGCUGGUACUUCUUCUUGCCUUUGACCUACGGCUACCCCGGCCUGACGGUGGAGCAAGUUAUCCGGAGAAAGUGGCUGGGUUAUGAUCUUCACUUUGCCAAAUAG